Dipodomys ordii (Ord's kangaroo rat) is the source of this 3153-nucleotide messenger RNA. RefSeq names its product FH2 domain containing 1 (gene Fhdc1). Gene Ontology annotation, biological process: actin filament polymerization. NCBI's taxonomy places the organism in Eukaryota, Metazoa, Chordata, Mammalia, Rodentia, Heteromyidae. Gene Ontology annotation, molecular function: microtubule binding; actin binding. The transcript is spliced from 12 exons. The record is from RefSeq and is a predicted model, not a curated record. Gene Ontology annotation, cellular component: actin filament; cytoplasm. Bases 124 to 3153 code for a protein of 1009 amino acids.
AAGUAGGACGGCUGUCUACUUUUCUGGCAGCCGACUCAUGGGCAAAGAAGUGUAACAGGAGUUUGAUGUUUGUGUCUGCUUCCCCAAGGUCAAGGAAUUACCUCCUUAGAAGGCAACAGUACUAUGCAUGUUAUGAAUUGUGUCUCCCUGGCCAGCGAUAAAGAAAAUGGGACUGUUGCCACUGCAGCUGGGUUCAUGAUCGGGCAGACAGCACCCCCAGCGUCUCCUCCACCUCCUCCUCCACCCCCUCCACCAUGCCUACCAUCAGGGGAAGGCUUUUCACCCUCCCCACCUCCUCCUCUGCCACCUCCACUCCCAGGGGGGCCUCCUAUACCCCCUCCACCUCCGCCACCACCGCCAGGAUUACCCCCAACUUCUCACAUGAACGGCUACAGUACCCUGGGUAAGAAGAAGCGCAUGCGAAGUUUUUUCUGGAAAACCAUCCCAGAGGAACAAGUGCGGGGCAAGACAAACAUCUGGACCUUGGCGGCCAGGCAGCAGCAUCACUACCAGAUUGACACAAAGACCAUUGAGGAGCUCUUCGGGCAGCAGGAGGACACCGCCAGGUCUUCUCUCCCCAGGAGAGGAGGAUCAUUUUAUUCCUCCUUCAGAGAUUCCCGGGAAGAGAUUACCAUCUUGGAUGCAAAACGGAGCAUGAACAUUGGGAUAUUUCUUAAGCAGUUUAAGAAGUCUCCUCAAUCCAUUGUAGAAGAUAUUCAUCAGGGAAAGAGUGAGCAUUAUGGAUCAGAGACACUUCGAGAAUUUCUUAAGCUUUUGCCAGAGUCAGAGGAGGUAAAGAAGUUAAAAACAUUUAAUGGCGAUGUGUCCAAGCUGUCCCUGGCCGACUCUUUUCUUCACUACCUAAUUCAGGUGCCAAACUAUUCACUUCGAAUCGAAGCCAUGGUGCUAAAGAAGGAAUUUUUACCUUCUUGUUCUUCUCUAUACACAGAUAUAGCCAUUUUAAGAACUGCUACAAAAGAGCUCAUGUCAUGUGAGGAGCUCCAUUCAAUAUUACAUUUGGUGCUCCAGGCUGGGAAUAUCAUGAAUGCUGGAGGGUAUGCCGGCAACGCAGUAGGAUUUAAACUAUCUUCUUUGCUCAAAUUGGCAGACACAAAAGCAAACAAACCUGGGAUGAAUCUUCUGCAUUUUGUCGCACAGGAAGCUCAAAAGCAAGAUGCUGUUCUUCUAAACUUUUCUGAAAAGCUGCAUCAUGUUCAAGAGGCUGCAAGAUUAUCUCUGGAUAACACCGAGGCGGAACUGCGCUCCCUCUUUGUCAGGACGAGAUCGCUUCAGGAAAAUGUCCAGCAGGAUGGGGAGCUCUGCCAGCAGAUGGAAGAUUUCCUUCAGUUUGCCAUGGAGAAGCUGUCGGAACUGGAGCACUGGAGACGGGAGCUGCAGGGAGAGGCUCAUACCCUCAUAGAUUUUUUCUGCGAAGACAAAGAAACCAUGAAGCUGGACGAAUGCUUCCAGAUAUUCAGAGACUUCUGCACCAGAUUCAACAAAGCAGUUAAGGACAACCACGACCGAGAGCUGCAUGAACAGAGGCAGCUGCAGCGGCUAAGGGAGCUGGAACAGAAGCGGCGCUCCUGGACGGCAGGAGAGCUGGGGGGCUUUGGCAGGAGCAGCAGCGAGAACGAUGUCGAGCUACUGGCCAAGAAGGGCACGGAGGACCUACCCCCUUUCCUGCAGCCCAGACCCAUCAGCCCUUCCUACCGGCCCCCCAACAUGCGCCGCUCCCGCCUGUCCCUGGGUGCGUCUGCUGACCGGGAGCUGCUGACCUUCUUGGAGAGCACCACGGACAGCUCGGAGGGGCCCAACAAGUUCAACAGCUUGCCCCGGAACAGCGCCCGGCAGCCCCGGCCCACCAUGGCCUGGAUGGGACCCAGAGAGCCAAAGGACCCCGACCCCGACUUCACACCCACCCCUCCCGCCUCUGAAGGCCUGGAGAAAGCCCCCAACCCACCCUCAGCUUGGCAGAGUGCCCCCCAGGCUGCAGAGCCCGUCCCCCGCGCUCGACACGAGGGGGUCGGGGUCCUGCGGAAGAGGAACAGUGAGCCGGCGGGCUUGCGGCCCGCACCCGUCCCUGCGCUGUCGCCACUCGCUCUGGGCGUCAAGGAGCACGAGCUGGUGACCGGGCUGACCCCGUUCGACCUCCAGGGUGCCGAGGCGCCCCUGCCCACAUCCCCAUUGACGCCGAGUGACCUCAGCCCUGGGGAGCAGGAGCCCCCAGGGCGGGGCAGCGACAGCCCGACCCCCGUGGACGAGGCCCCCCAGGAGAGCCUCGACGCCGCCCCGGAGGGCGCCGGGGCCGCCGCCGAGGAGUCCGUGGGCAGCAGUGACCCGGAGAGCCAGGACCCCGGGCGCCUGUUCUACAUCUCGGACACCACCGACUGCUCGCUGACCUUGGACUGCUCGGAGGGCGCCGAGCCCAGACCCGGAGAUGGGGAGAGGGAAGGGAGCGACUCCGUGUCCUCCGGGGCUGGGGAUCUGGGGCCCUGCCAGGCUCCUGCGCCCGCCUCCCCGAAAGCCGGGCUUGGCUGCAAGGCCGGCCCGCCCCGGGACAGAGCCCUGCGAGGGAAGGACGCCGCGGCCACCCCGAAGAGGGGCUCCCUCAAAGAGGCGUCUCCGGGGGUCCCCAAGCCCGCGCCGGCGCGGGGCGGCCGGCUGCCGGGGAAGGAGGCGGCCCCGCUGCAGCGCAGGGGCUCCCUCAAGCCCAGCGCCAAGCCCCUCAGGAACAUCCCCCGGCCCAAGCCCGAGGACAGCAAGCUCUCCAGCUCCGAGAGCCCUGCGGACGAGCCCGGCGCCCCCCGGGGCCCGGCCCCCAUCCCCAGCUUCGCCCGAAAUACUGUGGCCUCCUCGUCCCGGUGCCUGAGAACCGACGUCCCGCCCGCCGCCAAAGCCCGCGCCAUCACCAGGACCGUCUCCCAGCGGCAGCUGAAGGUCAAGGGCGGCCCCGAGGACGCCGGCCCCAGGGACGGCACCCUGAGGCGCGCCAGCAGCGCCCGGGCCCCCAGAAAGUGCCCCGAAUCCCCCGAGGGGCCCGACGCCGACAGCCCGCUGAAGGCCAGGGGGGCCAGGGACAGGACCUCCCUCCGGCUGAAGGACGCCGGGCGGGCCACGCUGGGGCGGAUCCUCCAUCCUCUGCAGAAGUGA